AUGGCUUUGAUUUGCCGGGUACUACCAGCCUUUCUUGUGGUGCUCGCAGCACUCGCCACCCCCUCCAACUCCCACGGUGACGGUAAACUCACUCUCCGAUGCCAUCCAGACCAGGCUGCAACCCUCCUCCAACUAAAGAAAUCCUUCUCAUUCCUCCGUUACCCCAACCCCCUUGAGUCAUGGCAGGAUGGUACCGACUGUUGUCUUUGGGAAGGUGUCGGCUGCAGCAAUUCCUCGGGCCGUGUCACUGCUUUGGAACUCGGUGGGUGUGGCUCGUGUAGUCAGGGCCUUGACCCUGCAAUCUUCGACCUCACCUCGCUCCAAGUACUUGACCUUAGCAUGAACAAUUUUGGCCCGUACAGUCUCCCGGCAAAUGGGUUUGAGAGGCUCGCUUCGCUCACCCACCUCAACCUCUCCUAUUCAGGCUUCGUUGGCCAAAUACCUACUGGCAUCGGCAAACUUGCCAACCUUAUCUCCUUGGAUCUUUCUAAUAACUAUGGUUCCUGUUCCGAGGAUUCUUUUUGUAGCCAUGUUACAAAAACCCAUGAUUUUUUUCAGACCGAGCUGGAGGUACUGAACUUUGAGAUCUUAGUGGCUAACCUCAGCAGUCUGAGAGAGCUCUACCUUGAUGAAGUGGAUAUGUCUAGCAGCAGAGACUGGUGCCAUGCUCUUGCUAAAUCUCUUCCCCAUCUCCGAGUUCUUAGCUUGAGUUUUUGUGGCCUCAGCGGCCCUAUCUGUCCAUCCCUCUCAGCCCUCCACUCUCUAACCAUGAUCAAUCUUGAAGGGAACUUUGAUAUACCUGCUCCUUUUCCAGUGUUGUUCAUGGAUUUUCUCAAUUUAAGUGUGCUCCAACUUGCUGGGACAAAUCUCCAAGGGCACAUGCCCAACUUCUCCAACACAAGUUCUUUAGAGACAAUGAUGCUAGACGUGACCAAUUUCUCCUUCGGAAAACCAGGCUCUUUUAGCAAUUUCAAGUCUUUGCAAGCGUUAAGCCUUGAUGUGGAUUUUGCUUUUAUGGAGCAUCAAUCUUCACUCGGUAUUCACACGUCUUUACGACAUUUGGAACUCACCCAGAUGGACUCAACAAAAGAUUUGGGGCUAAUUUUGUCAUGGAUCGGAGACCUGCAAAACUUGGCAAGCUUAGAACUGAGAGGAUGGAACUUCUCUUGGAAAUCUUUUUCUUCAGUAGCCAAACUCAAGAACUUGAGAAGCCUGUCAAUGUAUUACUGCAGUUUCACCAAGCCAUCACUGCCGGCAAUUGGUAAUCUAGUAAAUUUGAGAAGCUUGGUGAUUCAUCAGUGCGAAUUGAAUGGUCCAAUGCCAUCUGCAAUUGGCAACCUCGCAGACUUGGAAAGCUUGGAAAUAACUGAUUAUGAUUUCUUAGGGCCAAUACCAUCUGCAAUUGGCAACCUCAGAAGCUUGAAAAGCUUGGAAAUUAAUGCUCAUGGUUUAUUAGGUCCAAUACCAUCUUCAAUUGGCAACCUUAGUAGCUUGAUAAGUUUGGCAAUUUCUACUUCUGAGUUUUCUGGGCCAAUGCCACCUGCAAUAUGCAAUCUUAGUAAUUUGGAGGUUUUGGAGAUGAGCAAUUCUGGGUUUUCUGGGCCAAUACCCUAUGCAGUUGGACUACUCAAGAAAUUGACAUCACUACGGCUUCAAGAGUCUAGCUUUUCUGGAAGCAUACCGGAUUCAAUAUUUAAUUUGACUCGCCUAAUUGAGUUAGAUCUUUCAUUUAAUCUUCUUAGUGGUAAGACUAUUUUCUAUAUUCUUAUAAUGAUUACUUGA
Molecule: messenger RNA, 1782 nt
Organism: Triticum turgidum subsp. durum (durum wheat)
Lineage: Eukaryota; Viridiplantae; Streptophyta; Magnoliopsida; Poales; Poaceae
Source: the annotation of a GenBank genome assembly